ACGUUGCCUCUAAGGUUUCAAACUCCCCCUUCUCCAACCUGCAGCGUCUUCAUCCUCGAACACGGUGAUAAUUCUCCAUGGAUGUUGAGGCCGGGAGAAAAGACAAAGAUAAGAAGGGGGUCAGCCAAGAUCUGAUCCUAGCUUACAAGACGCUUGGUGUAGUUUUCGGUGGCCUUGUUACCUCACCCCUCUAUGUCUACCCAUCGAUGAACCUGACGAAUCCUACUGAAGAAGACUACCUGGGAAUAUACAGCAUCAUGUUCUGGACACUCACUCUCAUCGGCUUCGUCAAGUACAUCUGCAUCGCUCUCAACGCUGACGAUCACGGCGAAGGUGGCACAUUUGCGAUGUAUUCUCUGCUCUGUCAGCACGCCAACAUAGGGAUCCUCCCAUCCAAGAAGAUCUACACUGAAGAAGAAAGCCUGACCUCGACUCAGCCUGUUGUAGCUGGAAGGCCCGGAAGAUUGAGAAGGUUCAUCGAGAGAAGCAUAAUCGCCAGGAGGCUUCUGCUGCUUACUGCCAUUCUAGGCAUGUGCAUGCUCAUCGGUGAUGGCAUCCUCACCCCUGCGAUCUCAGUCUUGUCAGCGAUCGAUGGACUCAGAGGCCCUUUCCCAUCAGUCAGUAAACCUGCUGUGGAGGGACUGUCUGCGGCGAUUCUCGUUGGGCUGUUCUUGCUGCAGAAGUACGGCACGUCGAGAGUGAGCUUCAUGUUUUCGCCGAUCAUGGCGGCGUGGACUUUCACCACCCCGGUGAUCGGCGUGUACAGCAUCUGGCGCUACUACCCAGGCAUCUUCAAAGCCAUGUCGCCGCACUACAUCGUCCGGUUCUUCGUGACGAACCAGACGAGAGGCUGGCAGCUGCUCGGCGGCACCGUCCUCUGCAUCACAGGCGCGGAGGCGAUGUUUGCGGAUCUUGGUCACUUCAGCAAGAGGUCCAUCCAGAUCGCGUUCCUGUCGAGCAUAUACCCUUCGCUGGUGCUGACGUACGCCGGGCAGACGGCGUACCUGAUCAACAACGUCGACGACUUCAGCGACGGGUUCUACAAGUUCGUGCCGCGGCCGGUGUACUGGCCCAUGUUCGUGAUCGCGACGCUGGCGGCGAUCGUGGCGAGCCAGUCGCUGAUCUCGGCCACCUUCUCCGUCAUCAAGCAGUCGGUGGCGCUGGACUACUUCCCGCGGGUGAAGGUGGUGCACACGUCCAAGAGCAAGGAGGGGGAGGUGUACUCGCCGGAGACCAACUACAUGCUGAUGCUGCUGUGCGUCGGCGUCAUCCUCGGCUUCGGCGACGGCAAGGACAUCGGCAACGCGUUCGGCGUGGUGGUGAUCCUCGUGAUGCUCAUCACCACCAUCCUGCUCACGCUGGUGAUGCUCAUCAUCUGGGGCACCCACGCCGUGCUGGUGGCGCUCUACUUCGUGCCGUUCCUGCUCCUGGAGGGCACCUACGUGAGCGCCGUGUGCGCCAAGAUCCUCCGCGGCGGGUGGGUGCCGUUCGCCGUGUCGGUGGCGCUGGCGGUGGUCAUGUUCGGGUGGUACUACGGCCGGCAGCGGAAGACGGAGUACGAGGCGGCGAACAAGGUGACCCUGGAGCGGCUCGGUGAGCUCCUCUCGGCGCCCGGCGUGCACCGCGUCCCGGGGCUCUGCUUCUUCUACAGCAACAGGCAGGACGGGUGGCUGACCCCGGUGCUCGCGCACUACAUCAGGAACAUGCGGUCGCUGCACGAGGUGACCGUCUUCCUCACCCUCCGCUACCUGCUGGUGGCCAGGGUGGACGUCAAGGACAGGGUCGCCGUCCGCCGCCUCGGCCCCAGCGGGGUGUACGGCUGCACCAUCCACUACGGCUACGCCGACGCCAUCGACUUCGAGGAGGAGGACGGCCUCGCAGGGCAGGUGGUGGGCGCGCUGCGGGAGCACGUCGGGGGCGAGGAGGCCGCGCGGGUGGAGGCGGCGAGGGCCGCCGGGGUGGUGCACGUCAGGGGCAAGAUGAGGUUCCACGUCGGCAAGGACACCCGGCUGUUCGACCGGCUGCUGCUCGGGUUCUACGAGUUCCUGCACAGCACCUGCCGCUCCGCGCUGCCGGCGCUCGGCAUCCCGCUGCAGCAGCGCGUCGAGAUCGGCAUGCUCUACAAGGCCUAACGCCACGCACAACACACUAGUACUAUAGUGUGUGUAUAAGUAUAUUAAUUGAUCCAUGGACUGCUGUCCAAGUCUUAAUGUUAGCACUUAUUAGUGGUUUGGUCUGGCACGUACAUAUCUCGGGUUUUUAUGAGCUAGCACCACUGAUAAUUGCAUGACUAUUUGCAACUCAAUAUAUAUAAACUUUGUACAUAUAUGUUGGAACAAGGUGUCUUGGAAUGUUUGUACUACUGUAAUCUUUGAAAACAAUGCAUAGUGUUUGCUUGGGGUUUGCAAUUUAUUAGCCAACUGAUUUAUGUGUCAGGCAUAUUUUGGCACCACUAAUCUCUAUUAGAUCAAUUGUCUCCGAUGAGAUACCACUUCAUA
Messenger RNA from Oryza brachyantha (malo sina), 2498 nucleotides. RefSeq names its product probable potassium transporter 4. The transcript is spliced from 5 exons. Lineage: Eukaryota; Viridiplantae; Streptophyta; Magnoliopsida; Poales; Poaceae. Gene Ontology annotation, cellular component: membrane. The record is from RefSeq and is a predicted model, not a curated record. Gene Ontology annotation, biological process: potassium ion transmembrane transport. Bases 78 to 2132 code for a protein of 684 amino acids. Gene Ontology annotation, molecular function: potassium ion transmembrane transporter activity.